This is a messenger RNA of Tripterygium wilfordii, 1777 nucleotides long. Its product is annotated as UDP-rhamnose/UDP-galactose transporter 6-like. The record is from RefSeq and is a predicted model, not a curated record. Bases 511 to 1518 code for a protein of 335 amino acids. Gene Ontology annotation, molecular function: antiporter activity; UDP-galactose transmembrane transporter activity. The transcript is spliced from 6 exons. NCBI's taxonomy places the organism in Eukaryota, Viridiplantae, Streptophyta, Magnoliopsida, Celastrales, Celastraceae. Gene Ontology annotation, cellular component: Golgi apparatus.
UCUCUCAUAAAUGGCGAGAGAGAAACUCUUGCAAGUCCAUAACCGCAAAAGUAUUCAUUUCCUAAACAUUCUCUAUAAACGGCGCGAAUCCCCUAGCCAUUUUUCGUGAGCUUGAUCCACUUUGUUUACGCCUCUGUUUGUUUCCAGGGAAGCGGCUCUGGUUUCCCCGAGAAAAAGGAAAAGAUCGAAGCUAGAUUCGAGGUUCACUCCGUGACUCUUUAAUUACAAUUACUUGGCCGUUAUUCGAUCUUCUGUUCGAUCUCUAUUGUUAUUGCCGAUCUCCUUUUGGGCCAGUAUUGUGAUAUGUUGGACUGUGAUUGCUUUGUGCUUCUUUUGUGCUAGAAUUAUGGAUUUUGUUCGUUUUUGGUGUUCAAUUAUGAUGCGGACUGGUGUAGAGUGAUGGAUCUGCUUGGCUCAUCUUUCGGAUCUUGACAUUUAAAGCACAUUAUCUGCUAUCAUGAGAAGUUACUGGUGAAGGUUCUGCUGAUAAAUUGAGAACUAUCAGUAAAAAUGUCUUCCUCAAGCAAGGCUGAUAAGAAAGCAGCUAUUGAUGCAGCCUCAUGGAUGUUCAAUGUCGUCACCUCUGUCGGAAUAAUUAUUGUUAAUAAAGCCUUGAUGGCUACAUAUGGUUUCACUUUUGCUACAACAUUAACAGGACUCCACUUUGCUACCACAACCUUGUUGACUGCCUUGCUUAGGUGGCUGGGAUAUAUACAGGCUUCUCAUCUACCAUUUUCAGAGCUACUAAAAUUCGUUCUCUUUGCGAACUUCUCAAUUGUUGGAAUGAAUGUGAGCUUGAUGUGGAACUCUGUUGGGUUCUAUCAGAUUGCAAAGCUGAGUAUGAUACCAGUAUCUUGUCUUCUGGAAGUUGUAUUGGACAAGGUGCGAUACUCAAGGGACACAAAGCUCAGCAUAGGAUUAGUUCUCCUUGGUGUUGCAGUAUGUACUGUCACGGAUGUGAGUGUCAAUUUUAAAGGUUUCAUGGCUGCCGUAGUGGCGGUUUGGAGCACCUCCUUGCAACAAUAUUAUGUGCAUUUUCUUCAACGGAAGUAUUCUUUAGGAUCCUUCAAUUUAUUGGGGCACACUGCUCCAGCGCAAGCUGCAUCUCUUCUGAUAGUUGGUCCCUUUCUGGACUACUGGUUAACAAAUCAAAGAGUCUAUGCAUAUGGCUAUAGUCUUACAUCAGUGUUAUUCAUAAUCCUAUCUUGUUCCAUUGCGGUGGGAACAAAUCUUAGCCAGUUCAUAUGCAUUGGAAGGUUUACAGCUGUGUCAUUCCAAGUGCUUGGCCACAUGAAGACUAUUCUUGUCCUGGUCUUGGGAUUCAUAUUCUUUGGGAAAGAGGGUCUCAAUCUGCAUGUAGUUUUGGGUAUGAUGAUUGCAGUAGCAGGAAUGAUUUGGUAUGGUAAUGCUUCAUCCAAACCAGGAGGGAAGGAACGCCGCAGUCUUUCAAUGUCUAACAGUAAGUCACAGAAACAUGCCGGGUUAUCAGAAUCCAGUGAUGCAGAUGAGAAGGUCUAGAAUCCAGUGAAAGAUUGGAAGGCAAAUGACAUGGAUAUCAACUGAUCACUCAGAUAUGCUUUUCCAGAUAUUACUCUAAACUUAGGUCAGAAUUCUUGAUUAUCAUAAUUUUUUCCCUUUUGCAGAAGAUUAGUUUUCCUUUGAGGGGACAGGAUACUAUUGGUUCUUGGGGUGCAAGAUCCCCUUAAAGUUACAUUAUUUAACUGUGAUAAUUUCCUAUAAUAAUUUAUUUGCUUAUUCAAUUCCUAGAUGUUUGCUA